AUGAAACACACUGCCAUGGGUCGCCAAUUGGCAGCGGCGGUCUCAUACAGUAAUAAUAUCAAACAAUUAAACAACAAGUUUCACCAAGAAAAACAGGUCGUUGCGGCGCGUAUUGACAGCUCCGCCCUAAGGUCAAACAAAGCAGACAAAACAAACACCGUCGUUCCGAGCCCUCACAAACACAGGGCUCCAGGGACCCGGGGCCGGGGGCCGAACUUACUGGUCCUUGGGGGCUCCGCAAAGUUCGCGCAAUUUGUCACCGUCGGGCAGCGGGCCCCUGCACUAUAUUUCAUAAGCACUUAA
Messenger RNA from Spodoptera littoralis (African cotton leafworm), 303 nucleotides. The record is from the annotation of a GenBank genome assembly. Lineage: Eukaryota; Metazoa; Arthropoda; Insecta; Lepidoptera; Noctuidae.